AUGGGUAUCCAGCAAGGAGAUCAGGCAGGACCAGCGACUCCGUCAAGAAGUAUUGAUCCGUUGGUUCAAAAAUUCGGCCAGCUUAAUGUGUUGGAUGAUUUGAUUCGUCUUCGAGCAGCAGAUGUAAUCCAAUAUCCUAUUCUCGCAUAUCCAACUUCUAAAAAUGAUGCGACAAAUUACGAUUACUAUAGUGGUCAGGAUCUAGAUGAGAUGAUAGAUCAGAGAGUUUCAACACUGAUAGAGGAUGGCUUCAGACCGUCCCAGAGAGACGGGUGUAUAGUAGCCAUCCUUGCUCUGUCUGACUUGCAUAUGGUUGUGACCUUUUUUGCGCUCACUCGACUGGGAUACACGGUCAUGAUGCUCUCACCCCGUCUAUCAGGAGAAGCAUGUGCAUCCUUACUUGAAGAGGUCGGAUGUGAGAGUAUCAUUUAUGGCAAUACAGCAGCUAUUCGCACAACCAUGGGCCACAUCAUUCAAAGAAAGCCAAUGGUUUGUCGUCCAAUGCCUGUCCAUUUUGAAGAAAAAUCGGAAGAUUCUCUGCUAGUACUUCACAGAAGUCGCAACUCUGCGAAGCAAAGAAGCAAAGUCGCCUUGGUAUUACAUUCAUCGGGGUCAACUGGUACCCCAAAGCCAUUAUAUCUCACACAUCAGGCCUUGAUGACCCAUCCAUUGAGGGGACCAGGCCUGACAUCAUUCAAUCCACUCCCUUGGUAUCAUCUUCAUGGGCUUUCGACUGCACUUCAGGCCAUGUGGAUGAGGAAAACAGCUUUCAUGUGGAACGCUGAGUUACCACUAACGGCAGACUCGGUCAUUUCCGUCCUUGAGGCCUCCAGGCCCGAAUCUGUUGCUGCAGUCCCGUACAUGCUGCAAAUAUUAGCGGACAAUCCUAGAGGAAUUGCCGCACUUCGAAAAUGCAAGAUCGUGACUUAUGGUGGAGCGCCUUGUCCAGAUGAGCUGGGUGAUCAUCUUGUUCGAGAGGGUAUCCCGUUUGCUGGGUCCUUUGGCUUAACGGAAGCUGGACUAGUUGCCGAAUCAAUCUCUCGACCGGAAGGUGAUCCUUACUGGAAUUAUUUGAAAUUCUUCGACAAUAUUCAGCCUUACAUAUGGAUGAAGCCUAUUGGUGACUCGCUCUAUGAGUGUGUUUAUCUUUCAGGGCAUCCAGCAUUAACAACCUCGAACUCAAAUGAACCACCAGGCUCAUUCCAUUCUAAAGACGUGUUUACUCCGCACCCUACGAUUCCAAAUCGAUGGAAAUAUGCUUCGCGACUGGAUGAUCGAAUCACCCUUGUAAAUGGAGAAAAGGUUCUGCCACUUCCUAUUGAGGGUCGUAUCAAACAACAUACUCUCAUACACGAUGCAGUCGUGGUUGGAAUAGGACAGGCGGUCCCCGGUCUUCUGGUCUUUCAGACUCAACAUGCACAGAACAUGUAUCCUUCAGAAGAAGAGUAUAUGGAUGAAAUUUGGGAGGCCAUCAAUGCGGCCAAUUCAUGUGCAGAGAACUUUUCGCAAAUAUCUCGAGAUAUGAUUGCCGUAUUGCCAUACGACUCACCAGUUCCACGAACGGAUAAAGGCUCAAUGAUCAGAGCGCAGGUAUAUCAACAAUAUGCGGAGCUUAUUGAAAGCAUCUACGAUCGAGAUGAAAAAUCAGAAGGGGAUAUUCAACUAUCCACUGAUGAGACCGAGACCCUUCUAAUGCAGCUGUGCCAGGAUCAUCUCGGUAUUAGCCUCUCAAGCCCAGAAGCAAAUUUCUUUUCCGAAGGAGUCGAUAGUCUCAAGGCAAUUCACCUCCGACGUCUAAUCCUCCAGAAUUUUCAGAUGCCUACGGACCUCUUUCCACGAAACGCUGUAUACGAAGCGGGAAGUGUUUCUAAGCUAGCUGAGCAAAUCUGUGCGUUGCAGAGUGGCGAGGACUUGAUCACAGAGGAGGACCAAAUCAGUGCGAUGGCAGAAUUGAUCCAGAAAUAUUCUACUUUCCAACAGCACAUUCCUCACGAUGUCCCAGCAAGUAAUCAAGCCACUAUUCUCACUGGAGCCACUGGCUCUAUUGGUUCGCACACUCUUCACGAACUUCUCAACGAUGAUUCCGUCUCAACGAUCUUCUGUCUAACCCGACAGGAAUCUCCUUUCGAGGCGAUUCUCAGUGGCCUCAUUGAAAAGGAGCUGUAUAUUACAUCAGAAGAACAAGUAACGAAAAUUGUUGCACUGACUGCCCAUCUUGACCAGCCAGAUUUCGGCUUGGACCAAACGAUCAUGACUCACAUGCGCAGCUCAGUCACUCAGAUUCUCCAUGUCGCGUGGCCAGUGGAUUUCAAUCUUACGUUCACUCAAUUUGAGCCGCAUAUUAAAGCACUGCAUAAUCUCAUCCAGUUCUCGCUAUCCGUUCAUCAACCCCAACCCGCCACUGUGAUGUUUUGUUCAUCCGUUUCCACAGCUCUUGGUGCAAAUUUCUCUGAAAUCACAGAAGGUCCGAUGGCCCUGGAUACUGCUUAUAUGGGCUACGGGCGGUCUAAAUUGACAGGAGAGCACAUUAUCAGUGCUGCCCGUCAAACAGGUGCAAGAACAUACUCACUUCGAAUUGGACAGGUGUCCGGCCAUUCAAAGAAAGGGCUAUGGAAUGACACCGAGUCUCUUCCACUCAUGAUUCGCUCAGCCUUGACUCUAAAAGCCUUACCCGAUCUACAAGAGAGUUGUUCCUGGCUACCUGUUGACAAGAUGGCCGCUAUCAUGUUAGAGUUAAUGAGAACUUGCUCAGCGUCGACCAAAGAAACAUCGAACGGCAUACCAUGCCUGGAAAUAACAGAGAAGUUUGAAGAUGAUUCAGUUUACAAUGUGUGCAACUCACGUGUUUUCUCUUGGUCCACUCUUCUCGAAUCACUUGCUCGAAAUGGGUUCCAAUUCGAGGUCGUCCCAUUCGAGAAAUGGUUAGAUCUUCUUCGAGAAAGUGAAGCGAAAGGCGAGGAAUAUACGAACCCUGCUAUCAAAUUGAUUGAUCACUAUGAGGCUAUGUACGGGGCGAAGUCGUCGUCUCUCCUUACACCAAAGACUUUUGUGGUGGAGAAAGCAGAGCGUGACAGUCUUACACUACGGAACGGUCGGUUGAGAAUCAUUGAGGAUGGUAUUCUAGACUGCUAUGUUCGUGACUGGGUUUCACGGUGGAUGAGAUCUUAG
Messenger RNA from Penicillium malachiteum, 3168 nucleotides. RefSeq names its product AMP-dependent synthetase/ligase. The coding region runs from base 1 to 3168 and encodes 1055 amino acids. NCBI's taxonomy places the organism in Eukaryota, Fungi, Ascomycota, Eurotiomycetes, Eurotiales, Aspergillaceae. The record is from RefSeq and is a predicted model, not a curated record. The transcript is spliced from 4 exons.